AUGAGCUGGGGAUUCCUACGUGAUCUGCUGAGUGGAGUGAAUAAGUAUUCAACAGGAAUUGGAAGAAUUUGGGUAGCAGUUGUGUUCAUAUUCCGAUUACUGAUUUACAUUGUGGCCGCAGAAAACAUCUGGAAAUACGAACACGAUGAAUUUGAAUGCAAUAUCAAGCAGCCUGGUUGUGAAAAUGUCUGCUUUGACCAUUUUUUCCCUGUCUCCCACAUCAGUCUUUGGGCUUUGCAGUUAAUCAUGGUCUCUACCCCUUCACUCUUGGUUGUUUUUCAUGUUGCUUACCGAGAGAACAGAGAGAAACACCACAACCAGAAACUUUAUAGAAGUGUGGGAGAGAUAGAUGGUGGAUUGCUGUGCACUUACCUUACCAGCCUUAUUUUAAAAACAGGAUUUGAAAUAGUUUUUCUUUUUCUGUUUUAUAAAUUGUACAACGGGUUCAAAGUACCACGCCUUGUGAAAUGUGACAUAAGACCAUGUCCCAAUACCGUAGAGUGCUAUAUUUCCAAACCCACAGAGAAGAUGAUUUUCCUCUAUUUUCUGGUGGCAACUUCAUGCCUGUGCAUUGUAUUAAAUCUAAGUGAAUUGAGUUAUCUCAUUUUCAAAUACUCCAUAAAAUGUUAUCUGAAGAGGUACGUCAAGAAACAUCAAGGCUCAGAAAGUGAUUGCCACAAAUCAGAAAUCAUCAGCAAGAGGCAGAAGAGCACGGAGGGAGCCUAUGCCAUCAAUAGAGCACGACCACUGAGUUUAUCUGUAAGAUCACAAUCUCACUUCCCUUUCAGAAAGUGCCUUGUUUAUUCAGUUUUUAACGGUAUGGCAUAA
Nipponia nippon (crested ibis) is the source of this 828-nucleotide messenger RNA. The record is from RefSeq and is a predicted model, not a curated record. Lineage: Eukaryota; Metazoa; Chordata; Aves; Pelecaniformes; Threskiornithidae.